AGCUGACCUGGGGGCGGGGCCGGGGCGGGGCCGGGGCGGGGACCUAAAGCCUCUGCUCCUUCCGAGUGGGUGAGUGGGUUCCCCGCCGGUCUCUUGCAGCGCUGCCUUUCUAUCCUUCCACAUCUCUGUGGCGGGGGCUCCCAAGAUGCGCCUCCACCUGCUCCUGCUGCUCGCGCUGUGCGGUACAGGGACCACCGCUGCGGCGCUUAGCUACAGCUUGCGGGGAAACUGGAGCAUCUGCAAUGGGAACGGCUCGCUGGAGCUGCCCGGCGCGGUCCCCGGCUGCGUGCACAGCGCCUUGUUCCAGCAGGGCCUGAUCCAGGAUUCUUACUACAGAUUUAAUGACCUUAACUACAGAUGGAUCUCUUUGGAUAACUGGACCUACAGCAAGGAAUUUAAAAUCCCCUUUGAAAUUAGCAAAUGGCAAAAAGUAAAUUUGAUUCUUGAGGGAGUGGAUACAAUUUCAAAAAUCCUGUUCAAUGAAGUCACUAUUGGGGAAACAGACAAUAUGUUCAAUAGAUAUAGCUUUGAUAUUACCAAUGUGGUCAGGGACGUGAACUCCAUUGAGCUGCGUUUCCAGUCAGCAGUGUUGUAUGCAGCACAGCAGAGCAAAGCUCACACACGCUACCCGGUGCCCCCGGACUGCCCUCCACUUGUGCAGAAGGGUGAAUGCCAUGUCAACUUUGUCCGGAAGGAGCAAUGUUCCUUUAGUUGGGACUGGGGGCCUUCCUUUCCUACCCAGGGAAUCUGGAAAGAUGUUAGAAUUGAAGCCUAUAAUAUUUGUCACCUGAACGACUUCACAUUUUCCCCAAUAUAUGAUAAGAGUGCCCAGGCGUGGAAUCUGGAAAUAGAGGCUACAUUUGAUGUUGUCAGCUCAAAGCCAGUUGGUGGUCAAGUGAUCGUAGCCAUCCCUAAGUUGCAAACACAACAGAUGUACAACCUUGAACUUCAACCUGGGAAAAGGAUUGUUGAGCUAUUUUUGAACAUUAGCAAGAAUAUUACUGUAGAAACUUGGUGGCCUCAUGGACAUGGAAACCAGACUGGGUACAACAUGACUAUUCUUUUUGAACUGGAUGGAGGCUUAAAUAUCGAAAAAUCAGCUAAGGUUUAUUUUAGGACAGUGGAACUUAUAGAAGAGCCCAUAAAAGGGUCUCCUGGUUUGAGUUUCUAUUUCAAAAUUAAUGGAUUUCCCGUAUUUCUAAAAGGCUCAAACUGGAUCCCAGCAGAUUCAUUCCAGGACCGAGUAACCUCUGAGUUGUUACGGCUCCUUUUACAGUCUGUUGUGGAUGCUAACAUGAAUACUCUUCGGGUUUGGGGAGGAGGAAUUUAUGAGCAGGAUGAGUUCUAUGAACUCUGUGAUGAACUAGGAAUAAUGGUAUGGCAGGAUUUUAUGUUUGCCUGUGCCCUUUAUCCAACUGAUCAGGGCUUCCUGGAUUCAGUGAGAGCAGAAGUUGCCUACCAGAUCAAGAGACUGAAAUCUCAUCCUUCUAUCAUCAUAUGGAGUGGCAAUAAUGAAAAUGAGGAGGCGCUGAUGAUGAAUUGGUACCAUAUCAGUAUCACUGACCGGCCAAUCUACAUCAAGGACUAUGUGACACUCUAUGUGAAAAACAUCAGAGAGCUCGUAUUGGCAGGAGACAAGAGUCGUCCUUUCAUUACGUCCAGUCCUACAAAUGGGGCUGAAACUGUUGCAGAAGGCUGGGUCUCUCAAAACCCUAAUAGCAAUUAUUUUGGUGAUGUACAUUUUUAUGACUAUAUCAGUGAUUGCUGGAACUGGAAAGUUUUCCCAAGAGCUCGAUUUGCAUCUGAAUAUGGAUAUCAGUCCUGGCCAUCCUUCAGUACAUUAGAAAAGGUCUCAUCUACAGAGGACUGGUCUUUCAGUAGCAAGUUUUCACUUCAUCGACAACAUCACGAAGGUGGUAACAAACAAAUGCUUUAUCAGGCUGGACUUCAUUUCAAACUCCCCGAGAGCACAGAUCCAUUACGCACAUUUAAAGAUACCAUCUACCUUACUCAGGUGAUGCAGGCCCAGUGUGUCAAAACAGAAACUGAAUUCUACCGCCGCGGUCGCAGUGAGAUAGUGGAUCAGCAAGGGCACACGAUGGGGGCGCUGUAUUGGCAGUUGAAUGACAUCUGGCAAGCUCCUUCCUGGGCUUCUCUUGAGUAUGGAGGAAAGUGGAAAAUGCUUCAUUACUUUGCUCAGAAUUUCUUUGCUCCACUGUUACCAGUAGGCUUUGAGAAUGAAAACACGUUCUAUAUCUAUGGUGUGUCAGAUCUUCACUCGGACUAUUCGAUGACACUCACUGUGAGAGUCCAUACGUGGAGCUCCCUGGAGCCCGUGUGCUCCUGUGUGACUGAACAUUUGGUGAUGAAAGGAGGAGAGGCUGUCCGCCUCUAUGAGGAGCCAGUGUCUGAAUUGCUGAGGAGAUGUGGGAAUUGCACACGGGAAAGCUGUGUGGUUUCCUUUUACCUUUCAGCGGACCAUGAACUCCUGAGCCCGACCAACUACCACUUCCUGUCCUCACUGAAGGAGGCUCUGGGGCUCUGCAAGGCGCAGAUCACUGCCAUCAUCUCUCAGCAAGGUGACAUAUUUGUUUUUGAUCUGGAGACCUCAGCUGUCGCUCCCUUUGUCUGGUUGGAUGUAGGCAGCAUCCCAGGGAGAUUUAGUGACAACGGUUUCCUCAUGACUGAGAAGACACGAACUAUAUUAUUUUACCCUUGGGAGCCCACCAGCAAGAGUGAGUUGGAGCAAUCUUUUCAUGUAACCUCCCUAACAGAUAUUUACUGAAGGAAUCUAGGUUGUAUUUUCAGUGGACAAUGGGAAUAAAGCGUUUCUAAAGCACUGGCUGGAGAGGAAGGGAACAGAGACAAGGAGAGAAGCCAAGGGACAUGUCUGUGUGCCGCCACCCAUCUGAGCGAUUGCUCUGCGAAGAGUUGUACACUGAACACUUUCAGGGGAGGCUGUUUACCCAGGCAAUGUCCUCAAACAAGCCUGUGCCGGGGUGUCCUGGAGUCUCUGCCAGGACUGUUUUUAGCCCUUCACCUUUCAGCUUUAGCAGGACCUGAACCAGUUAUAACAAGAUGGCCCUGCAGCUGGUUACAAGAAUGUGACAUGGCAGGAUCUAUGGAACCAAACGGAAGGUUUUGAGGUGAUGUAGGUCUUUCAUAGUUAGCUUUGGGGAAUACUGAAUACACAAAUGAAGUGCUUUGUUAUUAUUUCAGGGGGAAUGGCGAUUGAAGUGCUACAACAGAGAUUUCGUGGUGGUAGCCAUAUUGAUAGACAAUUUAGGAGGUUUAUUGUUGCUAUUUGAUUACUGUUUGGGGUAGGACAACUUUUUCAUUUAUGGGUUUUGUUGUAAGAUAUUGCUUUAACAACAACUUCUUUUUUUAAAGGCUGUUAGAGUGAUCUUCCUUUGAAAAGUGUGCUCACAUGAAAAUGAAUGUCACUGAGAUCACUGGAAAUUUCUAGGGGUUCUGACAUUGGUCAUCACCCAUGUGGGCUUUAGACUUGGCUAAAUCCAAUAUGCUUUCCAAUGCAAAGCCUGCGAAUUGGAUUUAAACUUGUUGGCCCUGGCAGCAAAAUGGUGUUCCUUUUAGCUUGAGUUUAAAUCAUUUUAUUUUUAUUGGCUAAUUAUAAAUUGCUAUGGAAUUGUCUUAUUAUACAUUAUUCUGUUUAUAAAAUUACAUUGAUGAUAAAGCAAAUGAGGCAAAAUGUUAAUGAGUAGCUAUUUGGGUAAAGGUAUAUGGGUAUUUUUCUGUGCGUGUGAAAUUAUAUGAAAAUAAAAGUUACAUAAAUUACAUUGACAACUU
Molecule: messenger RNA, 3807 nt
Organism: Macaca mulatta (Rhesus monkey)
Lineage: Eukaryota; Metazoa; Chordata; Mammalia; Primates; Cercopithecidae
Gene: MANBA
Product: mannosidase beta
Biological process (GO): glycoprotein catabolic process; carbohydrate metabolic process
Molecular function (GO): beta-mannosidase activity
Source: RefSeq, a predicted model, not a curated record